AUGGAGGAUUCUAGUGGUGGUAACGAAUCAACCAACGCCAUUAAGUACCCGCCUCCCGCCGCUGUAUCCUCCAGCAGUGCUCGGCCAUAUCGCUGUGAACUGUGCCAGCGUUCGUUCCGCGAGGUGGCAACACUGCGCAAGCAUGAACAGCUCCAUCGAGCAGAUCGGCCAUACGUGUGCGCGACCUGCGGUAAGUCAUUUCUGUGGUCAUCAAAUCUCAAAGUACAUGAGAGAGUUCACACUGGUGAAAGACCUUAUAAAUGUAAGAUAUGUCACCGCUGCUUUACACAGAGCAACGAUCUGCGCCGGCAUGAGCGCAAUGUACAUAUGCGUGGCAAACUUUAUGGUUACAGAAAUCCCGUAAGACCCACACCGCAGGUCAACCUAGCUGCCUACCAGGCUUUUGCGAUGCAGCAGAGAGCACUGCUGCAACAGGCAUUGACUUAUGAGACUCUCAUGCACAACACAACGACAACGACCUCAGGACCACCAGUUCCGUCUAACUUGGCACUCCAUGAGCAACAACACCAACAGACUGGGUUGAUGCAGGGAAAGCCACCGCCUCAGCUUGACCGGUCCUCACAGCAACAGCACCAACAACAACAUCAAAGAGAUAUUCAGAACCUGCAAAAUGAGCAACAGCAGCAGCAUUUGCAGGCCAUUACAUCUAUGAGUUCAAUCAAACUGGAGCAGGUGACCCCACCAACAACACCGUCUGAAAUGGAUGAGCAGCAGCAGCAGCAGCAGCAGCAUGGUGUCCAUAAGAGCAUGGCCAGUAGUAGUGGUAGUGGCCACACUGUAGAAACAACGACUUACGUGCAUGCCAGCACACCUCCUAGCUUGUACACAAUUGCCAUGCCCUCACGAAGCGUCAUACACUCUCCACCCUCAUUGACUUCUGUGGCUGAGAUGAACUCCUCUGAACUUAUGAGAGCAUCAUCAACAGAAAGCCAGAAAGACAAGGAAAAGCAAUACCCCUCUACCUCAUCAGCAUCACAAAUUCUAUCACCCUCGAACACUUCAUUAACAGAUCUACCUCAAUCUGCCCAGAUGGCACCACCUAUGUCGACCUUGACCCGUACAUCUGAGGACAGCGUUAUGGACUUGAGCAUGAACAAGUCUACAGCGACUGUUUCAACCGCAAGCUUGGUAUGUGAAACAGCAACGUCAGAGCAUUAUCACUGGAAGCGAGGUAGCUUCAUACAGACGUCAAAAACUCCAAGCUUAGAUUCAGAAUCUGAAGAAAAGCGUGACGUGACAACUACCUCUGCAACUCCAACAACAGACGUUGGAUUUCAUCAGUGUUAUCACUGCGGGAUUUACUUUCAUGACUACACAAUGUUCCACCUCCAUCAGAGUCUGCACUCACCAAUUGACGAAGAUCCAUUUCGAUGUCCGUCCUGUAACAAGCACUGCCAAGACCGAAUUGAGUUCACGUUCCACAUUGAGCCCUCUAUUCUCUCAGGUGACUUACUACCUCAGUAA
Messenger RNA from Acanthosepion pharaonis, 1485 nucleotides. The record is from the annotation of a GenBank genome assembly. Lineage: Eukaryota; Metazoa; Mollusca; Cephalopoda; Sepiida; Sepiidae.